This is a messenger RNA of Eupeodes corollae, 1501 nucleotides long. RefSeq names its product serine protease HTRA2, mitochondrial (gene HtrA2). Gene Ontology annotation, molecular function: protein binding; serine-type endopeptidase activity. The transcript is spliced from 2 exons. The coding region runs from base 98 to 1378 and encodes 426 amino acids. The record is from RefSeq and is a predicted model, not a curated record. Gene Ontology annotation, biological process: proteolysis; programmed cell death; positive regulation of apoptotic process. Lineage: Eukaryota; Metazoa; Arthropoda; Insecta; Diptera; Syrphidae.
AGUUGUCAUCACACAUCAUAUUUUAUUUUUUAGUUUUUUUUUAAGGACUUCUUAUAUACGUCAAUAUUUAUUCACAAUUCCAAUAAAACGAUGCGAAAUGAAUUUUAACAACUUGGAUCGUCUAGCUUUCGGUUUUAGUUUUUCAAGAAAACUUUUAACUCAUCGACUAGUAAAUUACAACUACAAUGCAAACUCAAAACUGCACAAAAUGUAUAGCGGCCAAAAUAUGAAAAGGGAUCGUCUCCAGCAACUUGUUUUAUCGAAUGCAAGGAACUAUAAUUUCCACUAUUUAAUACCGAGUAUAGGAAUCCUUGCCGCGGUUUUCGGUUACCAAGUCUAUAAACAAAAUAAUAUACCUCUCAAAAUUCUACCCACCAUACAAGCAAAGACACUGCCUUCAAUAAAUGGUCAUCGAAUCAAAUAUAAUUUUAUUGCCGACGUCGUAGAUGAGUGUGCCAACUCUGUAGUCUACAUAGAAAUUAAAGAUAAAAAUUGCAUAGAUUACUAUACUAGACAACCAGUUACGGCUUCAAAUGGGUCUGGGUUUAUAAUUGAAUCAGAUGGACUGAUUUUAACAAAUGCCCACGUUGUGAUCAACAAACCACAUACCACCGUUCAAGUGCGGCUCGCCGACGGGCGCACAUUCCCUGGUGUAGUUGAAAAUGUCGACCAAUCCUCUGAUUUAGCCACUGUUCGUAUUCAAUGUAAGAAGUUACCAGUAAUGAAAUUAGGACAAUCAUCUUCACUGCGAACCGGGGAAUGGGUUGUGGCAUUGGGAAGCCCAUUAUCCCUUAGCAAUACAGUGACAGCUGGUGUGAUCAGCAACACACAAAGGGCAUCCCAAGAAUUGGGGUUGCAAGGUUCGAAUAUCAAUUACAUUCAAACAGACGCUGCAAUUACGUUCGGCAAUUCGGGAGGACCACUUGUAAAUCUUGAUGGAGAGGCUAUAGGUGUAAACAGUAUGAAAGUUACAUCUGGAAUAAGCUUUGCGAUUCCAAUUGACUAUGUAAAACAAUUCCUUAUUCGAAACGCAGACCGUAAAAAUAAGACGGGUGACCAAGGAUAUCCUAUUCGACGUUACAUGGGAAUAACAAUGUUAACACUGACGGAUGAUUUGAUGUAUGAACUCAAGACUCGUAGUCGAACUGUUCCCAGUGAUCUGCAACAUGGUGUACUUGUGUGGAAAGUGGUCAUAAAUUCCCCUGCUCACACUGCCGGUUUGUGUCCGGGUGAUAUUGUUACUCACAUUAAUGGCAAAGAAGUAAAGAAUUCUAGUGACAUCUACAAGGCUUUAGCAGAAAACACAAAAGGUCUUGAGAUGAUAGUGUUCAGAGGAUUUGAAAAAAUGAAAAUAACUGUGAUACCAGAAGAUCCUUAAGAAAUGUACGUUUCUUCCCCGAAAAAUAAAUAACAAAUUUUAUUUAGUUCUUAUCUUUUUAAAAUCACUUUUGUAAAAUCAUAAGAAACUUGAAAGAAUUUAAUAGAAGUGACACAUUUUUAA